Messenger RNA from Prorocentrum cordatum, 3180 nucleotides. NCBI's taxonomy places the organism in Eukaryota, Dinophyceae, Prorocentrales, Prorocentraceae. The record is from the annotation of a GenBank genome assembly.
AUGCCCGGCUCUCGGUUGCUGGUUCGCUACGCUGACGCGGGUGAGCACCUGCUGCAUGAGAGUGUAUGCUCGUGGCCCGUGAGCGACAGAGAAUGGGUGACGGAGUCGCCCGACGGGGAUCAGAUGCCAGAGGAGCUCAUCGGUGGCGACAUCGAGGAGUUCAUCGUGCUGUCGCCAGGCGGGUUAGUGCCUGGUCAUGUGCAUUCGCCACGGUACCGAUUUCGUGAAGAGGUAGGGCCGCGGGCCCUCAGGAUGAAGAUCACCGAGGCGAAGUUGCUGGCCGAGGCGACCGCGCGGCCCAGCGACGGGGCGAUCACCGCGGCGCCGUUCGCCCAGCUGUGGGACGGCCAGGUGGUAGCCCUCGAUGACCUCUGGAAGGGCGGCGGGAUGGUGCCGCCGCCGCGUCGACUUCGCGGCGAGCAGGAUCAACUGGGCGGCGGAGAUGCUGAGGAGGUUCUGGGCACUGCGACUCCGCCUCCGGACGACAGAGAGGCAGGGGGCGCGGUGCCCUUGGUGGAGGACGAGGUGAGCCACCGUUGGGUCGCGGGCGAGCCGAGUGAGCUGUUCGGCUUGGGCGCGGAGUUCACGGUGGCGACCAUCCUUGCCGAGAAGGGCGCUUGCCGCCUGGGGGGCCGCAUCCUCGCGUCGGUGUCGGGUGCGCAGGUGGCUGGCUCUACCGGGGCUGGCGCGGUGGUGCUGCAUCGCGUCGGCGUCGGCGAGGUGGGCGGCUUCGCUGAGAAGAGGUGGGGGCAGAUCGCCGCCUUGAUGCCGAAGGGAACGCCAGGCCCAGGGAAGUUGUCCCAAGGUCAGGGGGCUAGCUCGACGGACGAGGUGGACGACGACGCCAGGGCCCUCGCCGCGAUGUGCGACGAGCAGGGGGAGCGGUUCCGCUCUUGGAAGGACGCCGUCGGAAAGAUGCAUGAGAGCUUCUACGAGGACUGGCCCGUCGAGGGCCCGCGGACCAUGCUGUGGGUGGCAAAGAGCAUCGAGCGCACCGGGGGCUCUCCCAUGCAGUGGUACCACAAGUACCUGGCGGAGAAUCGGAUCGCCGCCUCGGACCGACUCGCGCACGAGCUCCAGGCCUUGUGUCGGCUGAUGGAGCACGCGGGCUGCUACGACCAGCUGGACCUCGCCUCGCCGGCCGCGUCCGAGGUACUCGCGAGGGGGGUGCAGCUGCUGCUGGAUGCUGCCAGUCGGGGCCCUGGUGAGGGCCGCUUUGAGGGCGAGGAGUUGCGGUCGGGACAUCAGCAACGGACGGCGGGGAUCGCGCCAGCCCUGACGGCGCACUUCGCCACCCGCACCAAGGAGAAGGCUGCGAUUGAGAAGCAGCGCCAGAAGGCCCAAGAGGCACGCUCCGCCGCCAAUCCAAAGGCAAAGGCGAGCGCCAAAGCCGGCUACGACUCGGACGGGCACAUUAUGAGCGACUACCAGGAAGAGCUGUUGUCGGUGCCCGCCUCGUGCAAGGACUGCCCUCGCACGGUGGACGUUGUGCCGGCUGAGGCGUAUAUCAAGUUUGUCCGCAGGCUGGAGUCUAUUGGCGCCAUACGGUGGUGCACUUCGUCGAAGGAGCGCGCCACGGUGUUCUGCGUCAAGAAGAAGUCGGGGAAGCAGCGGCUGGUGGUGGACGCCCGCCGCAGCAGCCGUCGAUUUCGCGACCCGCCAGGGGUCGAGUUGGCGACUGCCGAGUCCCUGGGUCUGAUCGAGGUCGACGACACUGAGAUCUUUGUCAGCGCGGGGGGCGCGCAGGACGCCUUCUACAGGUUCAAGAUCGAUGUGGAGCUGAGCCGGUACUCCGCGCCGCCGCCCCUGAGGGCGGAAGAGCUCGGCCUCCACGAGGCUGAGGGGGAGAGGCUGUGGCCUGACCGUUGGGUGCACCCUUGCUUCGCGGUGCCCCCGAUGGGGUUCAAAUGGUUUCUCCAUCUGGCGCAGGAGGCGGUCACCAAGCAAGUGGAGACUGCGACGGGCGCGCCCGCCAGCCGUCGGCUCCAGACGUUCGGCGGCUCGCGCUUGAUCACCUCCGGCGGGCAGCCCCUCCACUACGUCUACGUUGGCAACGUGGGUUUCUUGGGCGGCCAGCGGGAGGUGGUGCAGAUUCUGAGAGACCGGGCCUGCGACGCGCUCGACGAGGUCGGCCUGUCCACCCACGAGCACGCGCACGCCCAGCAUGACGCGGAGAUCCUGGGCGUGGCGAUGGAAGGUCGCUCUGGCACGGUGGCCACUGCCCUGAGGAGAAUGUGGAAGAUCGAUAGCUUGCUCACCUGGCUGCUGGACCGAGGGGCUGUGUCGGGACACCAGCUGGAGUCGACCGUAGGCCACCUCACGUUCAUUUUCAUGCUCCGCCGCCCGCUGUUGUCGGUUUUGUCGGCGACCUACCAGUUCAUGAGGAACGUUGGUAGUGAGCAGGUCGACCUGUGGCCCUCCGUGCGGGCCGAGCUUAGAUGGGGAGUGGUCGAGGGUAUCUGGGACCAGAAAAGUGUGAAGGAGGUGGGGAGUGUCGAAGCUUCUCGAGAUGCCCUGGAGGACAAGUUCACUGUGUGCGUUCCCAAAGGCACCAACGACCCCGACGAGUUCUGGGAGGAGGACCCCGAGUUCCCCGACAUCAGCCCCGAUUGGGUCCUCAAGGCCCCCUGGAAGUUCGUGUACUCUGGAAGGUUUACCCUGAAGGAGCCCAUCCACGUUCUGGAGGCUGCGGCCCGCGCGGGGCGGCGGGAGGCACGACGGCUCCCCAGCAACGGCCACUGUGCUCGCGAGACGGCGCCAGCGCCCCAGCCGGCCAAGCAGCGGCUGGUGGCCCGCCUGCCGCGGAGUGCGCCGAUGUCGCAGCCAGCCAGGAGGAGGAGGUUGAGUGCGACGCUGGCCAGGCAGGAGCGCUACUCGCUGGAGGCCGACACCCUCGGCCGCUCGUUCCUCGAGACGAAGGCUGCGGGCGACGAGGUGGACAAGCAGUACAUCGAGAUAAUGGAAGAGUUCGAGCGGGGCUGCGUGAGGCUCGGGCUCUCGCUCGACUCCCCGGAGGACAUCGAUUGCGCGUUGAUCGAGGUGUUCGACGAGCGAUUCUUCAACGGGAUGGGCGGCAGCGUCGGGCACUACCUGCUGGCGGCCAUCAAGGGGCCCCGCCCGGAGUUCGGGCUGGCUGGCAUGCAUCGGCUCCCUCGAGCCCACCGUGCCCUCCAGGGUUGA